Messenger RNA from Penaeus vannamei (Pacific white shrimp), 2131 nucleotides. RefSeq names its product Dephospho-CoA kinase (gene Dpck). Gene Ontology annotation, molecular function: dephospho-CoA kinase activity; ATP binding. NCBI's taxonomy places the organism in Eukaryota, Metazoa, Arthropoda, Malacostraca, Decapoda, Penaeidae. The record is from RefSeq and is a predicted model, not a curated record. Gene Ontology annotation, biological process: coenzyme A biosynthetic process.
GCCGCAGAAACCAAAACAAACCCAGCUGAUUAGAAGCAGAAGGCCUCGAUUACAAUAACCGGUUCUUAGUCACUCAGGCUCACUGCUCUCAGCUAAUUAGAUAUUUUUGCUGAGCUAUUCGGCUAUUUUAACUAUUUAUUUUCAUAAUUUGUGCCUUUAAUCAUGUUUUUAGUAGGCCUUACAGGGGGCAUUGCCACCGGAAAGAGCACAGUGAGCUUGAUGCUGAAAGAACUUGGAGUGCCUGUGAUUGAUGCGGAUCUCAUCGCAAGACAAAUUGUAGAACCUGGAAAGAAAGCUUGGAAGAUGAUCCGACAAGUUUUUGGGGAAGAAGUCUUUCUGGAAUCUGGUGAGAUAGACAGAGCAAAACUAGGUGCUGUAGUGUUCGCAGAUAUAGAGAAGCGAAGGGCGAUCAACAAAAUCACGCACCCCCUGAUUUAUAGUGAAAUACGCUCUCAGGUGUUCAAGUAUUUACUGAAAGGUGAACAGUUUGUGGUGUUGGAUCUUCCUUUGCUCUAUGAAAGCAACAAGGUGACCUCAUAUCUAUACAAGACCAUUGUUGUGACAUGUGAAGACGAGAUUCAGUUAGAGCGUUUACUAGCAAGAAAUCAGUAUACAGAGAAAGAAGCCAUUGCCCGCAUUGAAGCCCAGAUGCCGCUCGAGAAGAAAUGUUCCAUGGCCGAUAUUAUAAUUGAGAACUCAGGGAGUCUGGCAAAUACAAGGAAACAAGUGGAUGGUAUAGUGAAACUAUUAAGAAGUUCCAAUCACCACAUCUACAACCGCGUAGUAUAUGGAGGCAUGCUCCUAGCAUUCAUCUCCAUUGCAAUCUUCUUACUGUUCUGGUAUUACCUUGGAUGAUGAGCCUGAUUAUUUACUAUAAUUUUAUGUGACUAGUUUAAUGACAGAGGCACUUUUUAUUAUAUUCUGGGACUGAAAGCGACAAAAGCUAUUUUCAUUCCUCAUGAUUUUUUAAGGGAACAGAUGUGUCAGUGAAGAAAUGAUUGCAAUAUCUGUUUAAAUUUUGAUGGCGAGUUUUUAAAAAGAUUGACCUAUUUCAUGAUUAUUUUAUGAGGACUGGUUCAGUCAUACUCACUUAUACAGUGUAAGUGACUUGAGGAUAAGUUUACUUAAGUGUGAAUUUAGCAUAUUAAUCUACCAAUGAAUGUGAAUGAAGAUCCGGACUGCAACUACUUCAUUUUUUUUGCAAAUUUACUUCUUUAUUUUAUGUAAAUUUCAUGUUCACAGACUAGAGGAUUCUUUUUUUUGCAUUACCUUCUGUUCAGAAACCCAUAUUUACAUUAUUGAUGCAAUUUUAUUUGAAUAUAUUUUGUACUUCUAAUAUUCAUAGAUUUUUAAAGUAAAUGGUAAAUGUUCUAAAAUGCAUUUGUUUUUUCUUCUUGAAUACAUUGUCCAUGUUCAUAUUUAAUACAGAUGUGUAUAUGUGAAAAAUAUUGUUGUGACGUAAUGAACAUGCUGCAAGGCUGUGAAUCUUUCGAAUAAUCAAUGUCUUGUAUAGUGUAUGUAUGUCAAAAUAUUAUUUUUAAAAAGGUUCUCUUUCUAUGUAUAAGAUUGUAUGUUCUUAUAGUAAUUAUGUUGAUGCACAACUAGUUGUAUUUUUAAACAGUGUAUUUUUUCAUAUUACAAAUUUACAUAUCAGCAUAGAAAAGGAAAAUCCAUUUGGCAUUUUGAAGUGCAAUAUUCUCUUGUUUUUCUGUUGUAUAUGCAUGUGUAUGUGUCAAAGCAACAUUUAUUAAUCAACAAGGAUAAAAGUGCGAUAUGUAGUCCCAAGGAAAAGCUAAAUUGGUUGUUAUAGUGUGGAGUCUGCUAAAUUUACUUUUUUUCUGUCAUAUUUUGGUCUCCAACUACCUUUAAUUGUAUAUUCUUUUCUGGGUAUUUUAGAUAAGCAUAUAUAUUUUUAUUGCAAGAUCUGUUGUACAUUUUGAGUCAGAUUUGACUUAUGAGGCAGAUGUACAUUCUUUUUAGCAUUUUCUAUUUUUAAAAAUAGCUUGCUUAGUUAUAUUUUACAUAAUCGACAUUUUCAACUUUUAGUAUGGACUAGCUCAGAAAGUUGUUAAAUUAGUAUCAUUGUUUUAUAGCUACUAUUAUCUCAAAGCUAAUAAAACAGAGGAUUUAU